Adineta steineri is the source of this 1812-nucleotide messenger RNA. Lineage: Eukaryota; Metazoa; Rotifera; Eurotatoria; Adinetida; Adinetidae. The record is from the annotation of a GenBank genome assembly.
AUGAAUCGCACCUCAAAUAAUAAUUCGUAUUCAUCAACUAAUUCAAGAAUGCUACCAGCAACAGUUACUGAUUGGGAGGAUUUACGUAAACAAGCACGACAACUUGAAAAUGAAAUUGAUGUUAAAUUAAUGUCAUUUUCAAAAUUAUGUUCAAAUUAUGUUGCACGUGAUCAAACAUUACAUCCUUCAUCUUCAACAUCUCCAUCAUCAUUCGAAGCUAUGUCAAUUGAAAUUGAUAAACUUCUUGAACAUUUAUCGGAUAUAAAUAAACGUAUGGCUGAUGCUAUACCGGCAUUAAGUGGACCUAAUACAGCUGCAACACAUACAUUACAACGUCAUCAUGAAAUUUGUCAAGAUUAUCGACGUGAAUUUGAUCGAACAAAAGCAAAUAUAAGAAAUUUUCAAACACGUGAAGAUCUUUUAAUAAAUAAUAAUCCAAGUUCUGAUAUCAGUACACCAGGUCUUAGUAGUCGUCGACAAGACUAUUAUUUACGUGAAAUGGAUCAUUUAACAAAUUCACAUAAAUUAAUCGAUGGACAAUUAGAUAGUAUGAAAAUGUUAAAAGAUAAUUUAUUUGAUCAGCGAAAAUAUUUUAUGAAUAUAACACAUAAAGUUAAAAAUCUAACAAAUCGUUUCCCAUUAAUGAAUAAUAUAUUACAAAAAGUAAAAAUAAAAAAACGUAAAGAUUCUCUUGUACUUGAUAUGGCUAAUGAACAUCAUCAUCAUUUAUUAUAUAAGCAUGCUUCACUAAGUUUAUUUGAAAGUUAUAUUGCUAUUGAAAAAUUUAUUAUUGAUACACGUUUAUCAUUUAUUGAUCAAUAUAAAUUAUUUGAUUUGUUAAAAAAAUUACUACCACAAGAAGAUAAUCAUUUAACAUGUCAAGGUUUUCUUUCAUGGCUUGUUUGGCGUGUUGAUCAACAUGAAGAACAACAACAUCAUCAACAUGAUAGACAAAUUAAUACAAAUAAAAGAUUAUUGAAUGAUAGUAUGGUAUCAGAGAAUGUUUUUGCCAAUAAAAGAUUAAGAAUAAAUCAUGAAACAUAUUCAGAAGCAGAACCAUAUAAUGAUGUUUCUUUAGUCCAUUAUACUCAACAACAAUUAGAGAAUAAUAUUAAUGCAUCAUCAGAUAUCCAUCAACAGAUAGCUCGUUUACAGUCUAUUGUUCUUCGUCUUGCAUCGAAUAUAGAUACUCUCAAUCAUCAAUCUGAUAUUCAUAAUUCACCACCAUCAUUUUCUGAAUCAAAUAUAAAACAUGAACAUAUAGAUGAUACUGAACCUUCAGAACUUGAAAUCGAAGAGGAUCAGGAAGAGGAUGAAACAUCAGAUAUUACUCAACGAUUAGAUCUUCCAGCUAGUACAUCAACGAACCUGACAUAUACAAUGCAUCCAAUUCCUACAAAUACUAUUAUAUAUAAUGGACGAAAUAUGAUGAAACAUCUUCGACGACGAACAACUCUGACUAGUUUUGCUCGCCAUGUUGCAAGUGAUCUUUUUUCUCGAGAUGAAAUCAUGGCGAAAUUACAUGUUGACCAUAAUAAUGAACGUGAUAUUUUUCUUCGACAUUGCAUAUGUACAGCAUGGAAUUUAACUGAACAGGAACUUUAUUUAAUGUGGCCAAAAAUCCGUAAUGCUUUAUUACAACUUCGUCGUGACGCAAUUGCUGGUAAAUGUAUUCGAAUGAAUAGUAAACGAAAGCAGCAACAGCAACAACAAAUACAGCAACAACAAUCAUCAAAUCAUAAUGAAUGCAAUAGCGAAGAUGAUGAUGACGAUGAUGUUGACAAUCAAAUAAAGUCCGACUUAUGUAGAUAA